AUGAUUUCAUCACCAAUACAACCUCCUCUGGAGCCACAUACUUUCCGCGAGCUUCAUAACUGCUCAUCACUAUCGCCGUUAAACCUAUUGCUGUUCAACAUCCCUCAAUCUCAGCAAUACACCCUCCGUCAAUUCCUUCAUCUCCCAACUUUCAUCGUUUCACUACCCCCAGCUAACAAUCAGCUUCAUCCUUCGCAUAACUUCCGCAAGCAUUUCUGUUCAACUGCUUCCGCCGUUUUCCGCCUGCUCAUCACUAACCUCCGCGAGCCAACAUCGCCUCCAACCACUUGUUUCCGCGACAACAGACUGCUCAAUCUCAGGUUACGCGUACACACGGCAACUGCAAUUUCGAGGCAACACGAAUCAACAGAUCCUCACGUCUUUGGUUCAGUCUGCGCUCCCUCGACACAUUUCGGGUUGUCAAUUCAAAUUGAUGAUAACAUUGUUGCUGGGUUUAUUGUUGGAAGCUUGAUGAUGGAUCGUGUUGCUGAUUUGCGUGGUUAUGUGACUGUUUUGUGUUAA
This is a messenger RNA of Vicia faba (fava bean), 522 nucleotides long. NCBI's taxonomy places the organism in Eukaryota, Viridiplantae, Streptophyta, Magnoliopsida, Fabales, Fabaceae. The record is from the annotation of a GenBank genome assembly.